Messenger RNA from Quercus lobata, 609 nucleotides. RefSeq lists its product as uncharacterized. Lineage: Eukaryota; Viridiplantae; Streptophyta; Magnoliopsida; Fagales; Fagaceae. The transcript is spliced from 3 exons. The record is from RefSeq and is a predicted model, not a curated record. The coding region runs from base 1 to 609 and encodes 202 amino acids.
AUGCUAAGAAUUGGGGGGUAUGACGUGAAGAGGGUGAUGGUGGACCAAGGCAGUGGUGUUGAAAUUAUGUACCCCGACUUGUACAAAAGGCUGAAUUUGAGACUCGAAGACUUAACAACCUACGAUUCUCCUUUGGUUGGUUCAGAUGUGGUGGAGGUGGACUUCAUCGUGGUGGAUGCUUAUUCCCCUUACACGGCUAUUGUGGCCAGACCCUGGCUUCAUGCCCUAGGAGCUGUCUCUUUUACUCUGCACCAAAAGGUGAAAUAUCUGACAGAGGGCCAGAUUGAAAAGAUUCAAUUAAAGGCUCCGAAGUUGCCUAUUAAUGGAUCAGCCGAGGAGGCGAAAUGCGAAGAUUUAGAAACAGUUGUUAUUGGUAAUGACCCAGAGAAGUUCUUUCAGAUCGAAGCUUGGUUACCUCCUCUGGAGAAGGAAGAGCUGAUAAAGUUCCUUAGGAGAAAUGUUGAUGUGUUUGCAUGGAACGCUUACGAAGCCUUAGGGGUGGAUCCGAGCUUCAUCUGCCAUCAUUUAAAUGUUAAUCCAUCUGUCACCCCCAAAAAGCAACCACCUCGGCACUCAUCCAAAGAUCAUUCUGAUGUUGUCAAAGACUAA